UCAAUAAAUAAUCGAGACUUCUAUGAUAAGAAAAAUUGAUGUCAGUUUUGAACAAAUAAUUGGUUUAGAUAACAUCAAGAAUAAACUUGAAGAAACAAUCAUUAUGCCAAAUUUAAGACCUGAUAUUUACACCGGUAUUAGAGCACCUCCUAAAGGUAAAUUAGUAUAAAUUAGAAAAGGCAUUCUAUUUUAUGGUCCUCCAGGAAAUGGUAAAACCUUAUUAGCCAAAGCUAUUGCUAACUAAAUUAAAUGUUGUUUCUUUAAUAUAAGUGCAUCAACUCUUGUCUAAAAGCAUUUAGGAGAAGGAGAAAAGCUUAUGAAAGCAUUAUUUGAAACUGCCUUUUAAAUAUAGCCUUCCAUAAUUUUUAUUGACGAAAUCGAUUCUAUUUUAUCAAAAAGGUCUGAAAAUGAACAUGAGGCAAGUAGAAGAUUAAAAACAGAAUUCUUAAUUUCAUUUGAUGGAAUGCAAACUUCAGAUCAAGAUAGGGUAUUUUUAAUUGCAGCUACAAACCGACCUUAAGAUUUAGAUGAAGCAGUUUUGAGAAGAUUUGUAAAUUCAUUAUUUUUAUUCAGACUGUAAAAAUUCUGAUAGAUUAACCUGAAUUUAAUGCUAGAAUAGCUAUGAUCAAAUCUUAUAUGACCAAUGUCUAAAAUAUUUUAACUGAUUAAUAAUUUCAAUCUAUUUCCGAAAUGCUUCAGGGUAUAAUCAAUUAUAAUUUAAAUAGGAUAUUCUGCUAGCGAUAUAAGAGCUGUCGUUAAAGAAGCUUGCAUGCAACCAUUAAGAGAAGAUUAAUCUUUAAUUUUUUCUAUUCACAAAUAAGAUAUUAGAGCUGUUAAUAAAGAAGACUUUGAUUAAGCCAUGUAAAAAGUGAAGCCUACUUUAUCUUAAAAAUAGUACGAAGAAUAUGUUAAACAUUUUAAAUGA
Molecule: messenger RNA, 925 nt
Organism: Paramecium sonneborni
Lineage: Eukaryota; Ciliophora; Oligohymenophorea; Peniculida; Parameciidae
Source: the annotation of a GenBank genome assembly